Messenger RNA from Schistocerca cancellata (South American locust), 642 nucleotides. RefSeq lists its product as uncharacterized. The transcript is spliced from 4 exons. NCBI's taxonomy places the organism in Eukaryota, Metazoa, Arthropoda, Insecta, Orthoptera, Acrididae. The record is from RefSeq and is a predicted model, not a curated record. The coding region runs from base 1 to 642 and encodes 213 amino acids.
AUGACCAGAGCCAUCAAGAAAUAUCUCGCCAGAACGGGGGAUCCAGGUGCUAGUCUGCCGUGCAAACACUGCGCCGAUAAAUGCACAUGCAUUUACGUGACGGCUGACUACCUCGACGAGUUGGGCAUGACUGAGGCGGUAUGCAAGUCGUGUGACGUGGAGAUCCUGUCUACUGAUUGCAGCGAGAGCUUUGGCGGCAGUUCAGAAAACACGCCAGAUUCUGGAAAAGAAGUAGCCACUAAGAAGACGGGGGAACUGGGGGAGUGUCUUGGGGCUGCAGCGGUUGAGACCUCACCUGACGUGCAACGCAAGAGCUGUGAAGGUGCCACCGCACGUGACGACGCAGAUAUGGACUCUGACCCUGCUGCUUUCAUUGAACGGUGGUACACCAGCGCUCUUGAAGGGCAGUCUUCAGGAAGCGAAGCUGCAGCUAAUAGUGCAACGGAUCCCGUUAGCGCGGAAAUACUAACAGGUAGUCCAUUGGUGACGCGUUCAGAAGAAGAUAACAAUAAUCAUUCAACGAAAUCACGAGAGACGAAUGGUUGGACAUCGGGAGCAGAAUUUGGGAACGGGAAACUUCGGAUUACCUCGUCUCCAUCAUGGAACACAGCUAGCAGACGUGAAGAACCAUGCAUCCGAUGA